Messenger RNA from Leptosia nina, 1716 nucleotides. The record is from the annotation of a GenBank genome assembly. Lineage: Eukaryota; Metazoa; Arthropoda; Insecta; Lepidoptera; Pieridae.
AUGAACGGCACGUUUUACGAGCAGCUCGGGGGUGUGGCUGGGGUUUUCGAACAGUGGGGCACGUGCGAGCGAACCGUGAUGGCGUGUACGCUGGCACGGAGGGUGCCCUGGCCAGGUCUGCGCCUGGUGCAGCGUACAGUGGAAGCGGCUUUGCAGAACCAUGUGGAAGACGAACGUCUCGAGAGAGACGCGAAUGACGAAACGCUCUUGGCCAGCUUAUUGGCGGCGAGGGCUAACGAGGACGAAGAUGAAGAUGGAGAACGCCUUCGUCGGCUGUUGACACUGCUACCCCUAUUGAGAACAGAUAAUGAACAUGCAAAAAAUGUAUAUGUGGGUGCUGCCCCAGCUCUAGUGCAGCGAUGUGUGGAUGCACCGAGAAUAACAAUUGCUUCAGAUUUAUGUCGACAACUUUUAUCGUACUUGUUAGUACAUCCAGCCUUAAGCCUUCACGAUCAGAGAACAGUGACACAAUGGCUGCGUUACCUAGAAAAUCAUAUCUCUGGCAACAGAAACUCGGAAUCAGUCUGGCAGCAACGAAUAGACCCCCUCAUGCCUGAAACAAACAUUUGGAAUACCAAUAGCACUUUUAGACGUACAAUCGGAAAGAAUGUAGAAUUUAGAGCAAUACUAGACUCAGUGGACCACCCACCGUACACAGACUUACAGGAAUCAUUUUCUAAGAACGGAAGAGAUGUUGACAUUAGUAUAGAAGGGGAUCUAUUUGACCUGGCUAUCACCCAGCCAAAAUCCCAAAGAUCUAAUAGCCUGACACCUCCAUCAACAAAUUUUCUACAAAUCUCUUCUUCGGCAGAGAAUCUUAGUGAUGAACCUUUCCAGAAACCAAGAAGUUUCUCUCUAUCGAGUGAACAUAGUUUGGGGCAGUUAAGGCCGAUUAUAAUGUAUGGAACGACGGGCAGUGAGACGAGGUUGGACGAAUUGAGAUUAAACAAUUACACAGAGCAUCCUGGCAUGUCCACUGUAGCACAGUGGCUGAAGAGUUUGCGGUUACAUAAGUACGUGUGGCUCUUUACUAACAUAACUUAUGAGCAGAUGAUGGCAAUGGACGAGAAGUAUUUAGAAAAAUUGGGUGUAACGAAGGGAGCCCGCCACAAGAUUCUCCUCUCCAUAAAGAAACUCAAUGAAAGAUCAGCUAUCCUGGAGUCCGUGCGCACCGAGCUGUCUUCUGGUGGCGGAGCGAGCGCGAUGGUGAGAGCACUGGAGAAGGUGAGGGGUGUGUUAUUGUCUCCCAUGCCUCCUGGGUCAGACCUGCCCGUAGCUUUGGUAGCUGCUUUGGACUUGGCAUCAAAAUGCCUCACAAGUGCAAGCAACAACGCCUUGAGUGCGGACAGCGAAGAUCUAAUGGAUCCCAUGUCACUUCAUUGCUGGCUUGUGGAAAAGGCUCUGCACCAUGAAUCGUUUCGAUGCAGUGGUCUCCAAGAGGCGUUGAGACGACUCCGGCAUCGUCUCCCUCCGCGCCAGUUUUUCCAGCAUGUCAGCGACAUGCCUGCACUCAGGAGGAAUAAACCCAGAUGGCGAGUAAGUCCUAGUAGUCGCGGGCGUCGCUCGUGGGCGCCGCCCCCGCCUCGCGGCAAGUCCAACUCGUAUCCGCCUUUCCCCCCGCUGGCGAGCGUCUUUAGGCCCGCUGCGCCCGCGCACGACGACUACUCGAGCCUCGACGCCCUCUGUCUGCAGAUGACGGAACAAGCCAUCAACUGA